This is a messenger RNA of Penicillium vulpinum, 561 nucleotides long. RefSeq lists its product as uncharacterized. The transcript has a single exon. Lineage: Eukaryota; Fungi; Ascomycota; Eurotiomycetes; Eurotiales; Aspergillaceae. The coding region runs from base 1 to 561 and encodes 186 amino acids. The record is from RefSeq and is a predicted model, not a curated record.
AUGAAGGCAACGCUGGAAAUUCGUGGAUGCCAGCCUACGAAUUCAUUGCCCAACAAAUUAGAUACUACAAACCCCAUGGAAGCUAGUGAGGCUAUACCUACCCUUGCUUCCAAUAGUACCGAUAGAACUAUCGUUCCUAUGGAACCUUGCAUCGCCGCGAGAGAUCCACUUCUGAUCUAUAGUCCAUCUAUUAUGCUUAAUCCCGGUCAGAAGCGGAACAUGUCCGUAGCUGCUGUGUUAUCGCAGCCAUGCAAACGUGCGAAAAAGGAGGCUACAAUUUCCAAGGGCCCCGAGGUGACAUCCCCGAGCCCCAAUGGUGCAAACUCCAGACAUGGUCCAUUUGAUACCACUGAGUGCAACAACGCUGUCCUUGAGAAUCCUGAAAGACGCCAUUUGGAGAAGAGCAUGGCUCUUGUUGCAGUCUACGAGGGCGUUUUGGAAACCCUAGACGGAGUGGGUCGUGAAAUUCAAAAGUUGGAGAAGAUGAUGGCGGAUGCAUACACUCUGGAAUGUGCAGGCGGAGAUGAUUAUGCAGAAGCGAAGGAGGCUGGAUCGGAGUAG